AGAUAUCAUCAUUGGUCUGGAAUUUUUCAAGCGAUUCCCCACUACGAUUUAUUGUGCCGGACUCAGCGUGACACUCUACGAACCGGAACGGCAAACGGAACAGUGUAUCAUGGUCAGCGAGGCUAACCCUACCCAGAAAGAGACAACGACGGUAUUAGCCAAAAAGUAAUUUAAGAAAGAAAAUAUAUAAAUAUAAUAACAAAUACGUGUUUAAGAUAAGUUCUGAAAUUGUUAUCUACAUCUCACAACACACUGCGAUUAUGGACGGAAAUAGUCCAAAGACAAAAAAAUUUAAGGAAGCGAUGAAAAAAGUCCGUACCCACUUUGAGAGGGCAGAGUCACAGCGACGUCGAACCAUUUUUAUUGAUGACGAUGAUAUUCCGAGUACCAGCCGCAAUGCACCGAGACGAUGUACAAAACAACGGGAUCGCCCUCCAUCCCUAAGAGGCGAAGAUCAUAUAUUCUUUAGAAUGGAAGAAACAGCCAAUAAUAUCGCAGACGUACGCCCGACAUUCCCAGAUACACAUGGCAAAAAUAAUGAAAAGCGCACAGAAAGGCAAGGUUCACCACGUCCGAAUGAUGCCACCGUACAUCCUGAGGUACCACGAACACCAAUAUACAUAUCAUGCAGUGAGUCAACUCAAGAUAGUACCGAUAUGUCCGAUAUAAACACACCCACUACUUCCAUAUAUUCCGAGUUGCCGAUCACGCCGGGAAAGAAUUUUGCCAAUUACUUCGACGAACAAUCCACGCUUCCACGACCACCGAUGGAGACGAGCGGCGAAUCAUCUGUUUCAGACAUAGAUGAAGAUGAGUGGCGUAACUUCUAUGGGUAUGAGGAUAAGAAUAUUGAGAAGAAGUCGCCGAUAGCACCUCCUAGUCCAUCAUCCACCGAGUCCGAUGAAGAAAACUACAAAUGCCCAAGUCCAAAGCCUAGGAAAGGUUUGGGUUUCAUCGAGCAGAAAGAUCGUGAGUAUCGCUAUUUGGGGUUCAGAUGCUACGAACGAACUGUCACUGUAGAAUUGCUGGUUCCGGAUCAGGAUAAAACACCGAUACUAGCCAUCAACGGAGAAGAAAUUAGUAAGGCCUUAUCCGCAGAACCAAGUAUAUAUGAUCAAAUGCCCGAUUUGGAGCCCAUAAUUGACAGUUCAGAAACCAUAGCUGCCACCCAAGUAACAAGCGACACUGACGAGGAAGCUUCAAGAUCGUCAGUAAACAGUUUCGUAACCGUUUCCGAAACCCCAAACCUGGAAUGGUGGACGCAGUGGCACGCAUUAGUUGGAGUAAAGACUCCAUCACCUAUUCGAAUUUCGAUUGAACCAGAAAUGGCGACAGAACGGAAUGUGAAUGUAACUGAAAGGCCGGUAGCCGAGAAUCCGAGAACGCCAUUUACAAACACGAAGGGUGAUGGAAUAGUGGGACAAGGUUUUUCGCAAACGUCAUACUCAUUGGCGAGUUCAUCUUCGUCACCCUCAAAAUCAUCAUCAUCAUCAACUUCAUCAUAUAUACCAUGCCAACUACCAUUCAUAAUUUCCAGUAACACAUUUACCAACCCGAGAGAACCAUCAUCCCCCACAAAAAUAUCAAAAGUCCCCUUAUGCGCCAACGUAGCACCAACUAGCCACCACUCAAACUACCUAGAAGAAAUAUUCGUCCCGAAUGCGGAAGAGGGUAAAGAACGUCCAAGCCAAGGCACAACUUCCAUCACCGAAGGGAAGGAACAAAUUAGCAACAGUCAUGACACUUGGAGCCAAGUUCCCCCGGAUAACUAUCCUAGUGACUUGCGGGACAUUAUUGUCAAAUUCCUGAGUAGGUCCAAAAGGGGCAAACGGGCGAGAAAAUUAAUCCGACUACGGGAUCAACAAUACCGAAUUACCGUCACGGCCAAUGGUGCAGUGAUGGUCUUCCACAAAAAUCUCUACGGAGGCCUCCAAAAUUCACCCGAAUUCACGCUAGGUGAAAGGACGUAGAAAUUGAGGAGGCGAGAAUAUUAAAUUGAACAAUUCGCUGGGCUUCCGGCUGUUGAUAUGCAACAGGCUAGACGAAGCCACAUAAGAUGGAAAACAAAUCAGGGGAGAGAUGGAAGGCCUUGUGACGGGCCAAAAGUCGGAAACUCGUUUUUGGGCCACAAAAUUAAAUAAAAUAUUUGAAUUAUAAAUGUAUUAAUAUUUUAUUUGGAAUCAUGUUUUAUGUUAUGUGACACAAUAAUUGAAUUACUAGUUAUUUAAAGAAAAUAUAUGAAAUUUAUGGUAUUCGGUUUUGUUUUUGAAAUUAACGGUCAAACUGAUCCCCCUAGUGGUCAUAUAAUAGACUAACCCUGAACAACGACGAUGAGAUCCGUACGGCGUCAAAAUAUAAUCAGUCGACAUCGAGCCACUGAAACAGUAUAAAAGGAGGCGAAAUCGACACAAUCGGGACAGUCUUCUGUGGAUGGCUGUUGUGCUAAGUGGGGUUUUUAACGUUCCCUUGGCAGUAAAUUUAGUUAGUUUGUGUCGUCUAGAGAGUUAAGUGGGGUUUUUACGUUCCCUUGGCGCUAAGGUUUUUGUGUGUGUGUGUCUCGGCUGUUGAGUGGAGUGGGGUUUUAACGUUCCCUCCCUCUCCAGACAUAUGUUCGUGUGGGCUUUAGAGUUGAGUGGGGUUUUAACGUUCCCUCGGCUCUAAGGUUUGUGUGAGUGUCUCGGCUGUUGAGUGGAGCGGGGUUUUAACGUUCCCUCCUCUCUCAGACCGCAGUGAGAGCAGUCGGUAGGGUUGAGUGGGGUUUUAAACGCUCCCUCGACUCGUGCUGUCAUCGGGCUGCCGCUGUGCCUAGCUGCUGCCAACCUUCGUGUGCUGCCAUCGGGCUGCCGUUAUUCUUCGUGUGCUGUCAUCGGGCUACCGCUGUGCCUAACUGCUGCCAACCUUCGAGUGCUGUCAUCGGGCUGCCGCUGUGCCUAGCUGCUGCCAACCUUCGUGUGCGGCCAUCGGGCUGCCGUUAUUCUUCGUGUGCUGUCAUCGGGCUACCGCUGUGCCUAGCUGCUGCCAACCUUCGAGUGCUGUCAUCGGGCUGCCGCUGUGCUUUGCUGCCGUCAUUCUGCGUGCGUCGUCAUCGGGCUGCUGCCUUGCCUAGUUAUCGACGAUCUUCGUUUGCCGUCAUCGGACUGCCGCUACCGCAAAUAUUCGGGUGUCGUCCUCGCCGUGCUGCUACAGUGUGUUGUGUGUUAUCAAAACUACAAAUGUGUGAAAUGAAUAAUUUAGUGAAAUCAAUAAAUUUUAUAACGUUGAUAAAAAAAUAAACAGUCUUCCUCUCUUAUAUGUCCCACAACAUAAAUAAAUUCUUGUGACGACCCUGGCCCUCCGUUGAACUAUCCCAGCUUCAAAGUGAAAACAUGU
Molecule: messenger RNA, 3369 nt
Organism: Musca domestica (house fly)
Lineage: Eukaryota; Metazoa; Arthropoda; Insecta; Diptera; Muscidae
Exons: 2
Coding region: 261-1970 (569 amino acids)
Source: RefSeq, a predicted model, not a curated record